GAAGUGGGGCUCAGGUGUAAGAGGAGUGCAUCCCGUCGGCGCGCGGGGCUAGAGCUCUCGGAGAAGCAGGACCGCGAGGCCGGCGCGCGGCGCUCUGCGCGAUCAGAGGGAGCCCCCGGCAGCAGCAGGAGCAGUAGCAGCAGCCCGCGGCGCGGCCGCCACCCGCCGCCGCGACCGCCGGGGCUGCAGUCUCGGAAGGGAGGCCGGGUGAGCCCGCGUACGCACUUUCCCGCGGACUUUCGGAGUGUUUGUGGAUAUAUAUACAUGCCAAGCCGCCAAGAUGAUGUCCAUGAACAGCAAGCAGCCUCACUUUGCCAUGCAUCCCACCCUCCCUGAGCACAAGUACCCGUCGCUGCACUCCAGCUCCGAGGCCAUCCGGCGGGCCUGCCUGCCCACGCCGCCGCUGCAGAGCAACCUCUUCGCCAGCCUGGACGAGACGCUGCUGGCGCGGGCCGAGGCGCUGGCGGCCGUGGACAUCGCCGUGUCCCAGGGCAAGAGCCAUCCUUUCAAGCCGGACGCCACGUACCACACGAUGAACAGCGUGCCGUGCACGUCCACUUCCACCGUGCCGCUGGCGCACCACCACCACCACCACCACCACCACCAGGCGCUGGAGCCCGGCGAUCUGCUGGACCACAUCUCCUCGCCGUCUCUCGCGCUCAUGGCCGGCGCGGGCGGCGCGGGCGCGGCGGGCGGCGGUGGCGGCGCCCACGACGGCCCGGGGGCGCGGGCGGCGUGGCGCGGCGGCGGCGGUGGCGGCGCCCACGACGUGCCCGGGGCGGGGAUGGCCCCCGGGUGGCGGGCGGUGUCUGGUGGCGGCGGGCGGCCCCGGGGCGGCGGCGGGGCGGGCGGGCGUCUGGGGCGCGGCGGCGGCCCGGCGAAGCGUGGUUCUGGCGGCUCCGCAGACCGCACCCGCGUAUAUGCACAGCCUGGCUAAUUGUCGACCAGGCGCGGCCACGGCGAAUAUGCCGUUGCCAAACUGGCUGGGCGCCGACUUCCCGGGCUGCCGCACCCCGGGCUGGUGGCGGCGGCGGCGCACCACGGCGCGGCAGCGGCGGCGGCGGCGGCGGCGGCCGGGCAGGUGGCGGCGGCGUCGGCGGCUGCGGCCGUGGUGGGCGCGGCGGGCCUGGCGUCCAUCUGCGACUCGGACACGGACCCGCGCGAGCUCGAGGCGUUCGCCGAGCGCUUCAAGCAGCGGCGCAUCAAGCUGGGCGUGACGCAGGCCGACGUGGGCUCGGCGUUGGCCAACCUCAAGAUCCCGGGCGUGGGCUCACUCAGCCAGAGCACCAUCUGCAGGUUCGAGUCGCUCACGCUCUCGCACAACAACAUGAUCGCGCUCAAGCCCAUCCUGCAGGCGUGGCUCGAGGAGGCCGAGGGCGCCCAGCGCGAGAAAAUGAACAAGCCCGAGCUCUUCAACGGCGGAGAGAAGAAGCGCAAGCGGACUUCCAUCGCCGCGCCCGAGAAGCGCUCCCUCGAGGCCUACUUCGCCGUGCAGCCCCGGCCCUCGUCCGAGAAGAUCGCCGCCAUCGCCGAGAAACUGGACCUCAAAAAGAAUGUGGUGCGGGUGUGGUUUUGCAACCAGAGACAGAAGCAGAAGCGGAUGAAAUUCUCUGCCACUUACUGAGGGGGUUGGGAGGUGUCGGGCGGGACAGAGUGGGGAGCUGAGGAGGCAUUUUUGGGGGGCUUUCCUCUGCUUGCCUCCCCUCGGAUUUGGAGUGUCCGUUAUCCUGCCUGCGUUUGGGGAGUCCCUCCUCGCUCUCUUUCCUCCACCCUCUCUCUGAUUUUCCUGCCUUUGCUGUCCCCCAGCCUUGAGGACUGGGGUGCUGGCUGUGGGGAUUGGAGUAUAGGGUAGGGGAGAAACGGGAGAGCAUUAGGAUGAGUGGGGAGUGGGGGGAAGGAAAGAGGAGGCCCGAGCAGGGGUUUUAAGGAGCAGGAUGGUUCUGGGGUUUGGGUGGGGGGAGACGCGGGAAGGAUAGGAAAAUGGACUGUUUUUGACCAGAGACACUUACCUAAAUCUCCUGGGGACCAAGGAACUAUGUACAAAAACAAACCUACCAACCACCAAAAACUAGACAAAUAAAGACAAACUAAAACAAAACAGAACAAAAGCAAAGGAAAAUACUUUAGAAAUUUUAACUCCGGGGAGCCAUAAUCUGCAGCUUCAUUUCCCCCCAUGGAAGAGAAAAAAGAGCACCACCAUUAUUACCACCUCCCCAACCCUACACACACAAACUGAGUCAAAAAACGAAAACCAAAUGAGCCGGAAGUUGAAGUUCUGGUAUCAAAGCUAGUUGUUCUGUCUGCGUGUUUAAUUUUUCCCUCUAAAUCUCACCUCCACCCCAUCCAUAUCCUCUUUAUUUCCUCUGUUCCAGUGAGAAGCCAAUGGCUGCUCUCCAAUCCCGGGAAGUGAGUGGGAGCACAGCUGAAAAGAGAGGGUCAGGGGGAGCCUGGCUGCUUGCUUAGGUGGAAUCCAAGUUUUCCCCUGGCCCUGCCUACACUCUGGUGGCCUGGUCCUGGUGGGGUGGGGGUCUUUGGAGAGCGGGGCAUAGUCUUUGAGCUAACUAAAAAGCAGAAUUCCGGGACUUCGAAAUAUCUUAUUCUAGGAAAAUGAAACAAUUUUAACAACAGUUUUCUUUUUUUUUUUCUCUUAUGUCAAAGAUACAGUUUUAGACAAUUUCAAAAUAAGCUUUUUUCCCACUCAUAGAACUUUUACCCUUUCAGUUUUAUUUUUUAUUUUUUAGAGAGGUUUAAACUACUGAUUUUUUUUUUUCCUGUUGAUUCAAAUAGACUGAUGGGGUGAAAGUUAUUAGGAGAAAUACUGUCUCAUCUUGCUCUUCUAGGUCCCCUUUCUUCUUCUCUUGGAGAACAUGAAAUUAUAGAAAUGUUGAGAAGUUCCUGCUUUCUGUUGGAGUAGGACUUGGCUGUGAGAAAAUCACCUAAAUCCCAGAAAAGAGGACAGAUUUAAAGUGCCCCCACCCCCAUUUGUUUCAAAGAGGUCUGCAUGUUGGGGGAAAACAGAACAACUGUGUUUCCUUUUACUUGUUCUUAUUAUUCAAGAGUCAUUUAUUACUGGGGAUAAAUGUUGGGUAGCAAGAACUUUAAUUUGCACUACCAGUCUCCCAAAUAGAAAAUCAUGUAUAGUAUUUCAUAGUAAUAAUCAGGUACCUUACAAGCUGCUGGUGGAUUUUAAAAAAUAAGAUUGUUGAAGGUGGUUAGGUAAAAUGCCUGCUUUGUGUACAAGAUACUCUUUGGAUCUCUUGUGGAGAUGGUUUGUUACCAUCCUUUAAUCAUAACUAAAACAUUGAAAACAGAACAAAUGAGAAAAGAAAAAACCUGCCGAUUAACAAGACUGAAAUCAUGCAUGAUCUGAAAGGUGUGGAAAGAAACACAAUUAGGUCUCACUCUGGUUAGGCAUUAUUUAUUUAAUUAUGUUGUAUAUCAUUGUUUGCAGGGCAAACAUUCUAUGCAUUUGAAACUGAGCACUAAACUGGGCUAGCUUUCUGGUAGACCGUUUCGUGGAUAGUGUGAUUUCACAAUCUACUGCCUGUUUCCACUGAAAACACAUUUUUGUCAUAUUCUUGUAUUCAAAGGAAAAGAAAAAAAGGAAGAUUAUUGUAAAUAUUUUAUUUAAUGCACACACUCACACAGUGGUUACAAACUGCCAGUGUUCAUCCUGAAAUGUCUCACGGAUUGAUCUACCUGUCCAUGUACGUCUGCUGAGCUUUCUCCUUGGUUAUGUCUUUUCUCUUUUACCUUUCCCCUCCCCUACUUCUAUCAGAACCAAUUCUGUGCGCCAAAAUACAACAGGGGGAUGUGUCCCAGUACACUUACAAAUAAAACAUAACUGAAAGAAGA
This is a messenger RNA of Chlorocebus sabaeus (green monkey), 3855 nucleotides long. RefSeq names its product POU class 4 homeobox 1 (gene POU4F1). Gene Ontology annotation, biological process: regulation of transcription by RNA polymerase II. The record is from RefSeq and is a predicted model, not a curated record. NCBI's taxonomy places the organism in Eukaryota, Metazoa, Chordata, Mammalia, Primates, Cercopithecidae. Gene Ontology annotation, molecular function: DNA-binding transcription factor activity, RNA polymerase II-specific; RNA polymerase II cis-regulatory region sequence-specific DNA binding.